AGGACAGGCAUAUCAUCAGUUGAAGGACUCAUAAACACCUGAAAAAUCGCCAGGAAGAGUGAGAGUGGCAAGGGUGAGUGACAACCCGACUGUCCAAUCUGGAUCAUGAUAGCGACAGGGGGCUUGCUGCGAAUCUCGGCCCGGCGCCAGGACUCGCUCCGCUCUAAGAACCGGGCAGAGAACAAGAGGAAGAGGAAAGCCAAGAAGAAGAGGAAGAGCGACGUGGUGGUGGUGAAGGGCAAGCUCAAGCUGUGCUCCGUCUCAGGGCUGGUGGCCGCGGUGGGCGUGGUCAUCCUGCUGGUGGGCGUGGCCAUGGCCGUGCUGGGCUACUGGCCCCGGGACAGCCCCGUUUAUCCAGAGAUCGGGGCAUCAGAGAAGCCAGGGAAACACAGGAGCAGUCUCAGCCAAUCCCUGUCUGGCUCUGCCAACUGGACCAUACACAGUAAGGCUGUGUUCCAAGUGGGUAAGGAGACAACCAAUUACAGCCAUGCUAACAUGACCAGCACAGAGGCCCCGCCUUCAGCGGGCUUUAUAGCGGACUUCUUGGCCAGGUAUUUGUACUCGGACAAGCUGAAGGUGUUUGGCCCCCUCAUUAUGGGCAUCGGGAUCUUCCUGUUCAUCUGCGCCAACGCGGUGCUGCAUGAGAACCGUGACAAAAAGACCAAGAUCAUAAACCUUAGGGACAUUUACUCCACUGUCAUCGAUGUCCACAGCUUGCGAACCAAAGACUGCGCACCGCUCAACGGCUUUGUGAACUACGUGCAGUCGAGGGGCAUCGACGGGAAGCCCGGCCCCUCCUACAGCACCGCCAUGCUGGCCCGCAGCUCCUGGCCCUCCACCAUGCCCGGGAAGCCCUCAGAGCAGGGCAGGAGUGGAAGCAGUGGCGGGGGGGGCCCGAGGCGCUUAUCUUUCGCCAGGCGGAGCAGCUCCUCGAGGGAGCGGCCGACCUUCACCGACACGGUCUACAGCAUCUACCGGGACCAGAACCGGACCACGGAGCGGGCGCCCGUGCCCAAGCCGUGGGAGACCAGGACCAUCGUGGCCUCGUCCGUCAACGCGUUCACCCUGCCCGUGAUCAAGUUGAACAAUUGCGUGCUGGAGGAGGGCCAGCGCACCGAACCGGAAGAAGGCAAGGGUGAAGGUGAGGGCGGGGGGGCAGGGUGCUCCCGGGGUGGACCCGAGGAGGCCCAGGCAGGCCAUAGCCUGAGCGGCGCGGUGGACAGCGUGUCGGAGGCCCCUGCGGCGGGCACGUUCGCUCGGAGGGAGACGCGCAGGAGCGCAGGCAGCCUGCAGGGAGCACGCCUGGGCUCCCAGGCACAGCUUCUGCCCCCUUCGCCCGGCCUGAGGGCCAUGGCAUCACACCUGUCGCUCAGCGCCCUGGCGGACUACGCCAGGUCCGCUGACCCCGCCGGCUGCCCAUCAGCUGCCGGAGAGGGGCAGGGUGACAGGACCAGGCGUCUCAGCUGCCCCCGACUGGAGCGCUCCUGCAGCAAGGGCUACAUCAAACUAGGGGACCUGGGGGGGGAGUCCUUCGAGUCACCCGACGCGGCCUGCUCCGGCAGAGAGAUCCUGGGGGAGGUGCUUGCUCUGGGACGGGGGGCGCAGGGGGCGGGCGCCUCCGAGAGAGCACAGAGCGGGACGCUGUGGCAGCACUGCAGCAGGGAAACUCUGGUAAUGAUCAGCCAGUCAAAUGCCACCGACAAGGACAGCCCACUCCAGAGCUCUGGCAUUUGA
Megalops cyprinoides (Indo-Pacific tarpon) is the source of this 1734-nucleotide messenger RNA. RefSeq names its product transmembrane protein 200C-like. The record is from RefSeq and is a predicted model, not a curated record. The transcript has 2 exons. NCBI's taxonomy places the organism in Eukaryota, Metazoa, Chordata, Actinopteri, Elopiformes, Megalopidae. The coding region runs from base 106 to 1734 and encodes 542 amino acids.